Messenger RNA from Boleophthalmus pectinirostris (great blue-spotted mudskipper), 1097 nucleotides. RefSeq lists its product as uncharacterized. The transcript is spliced from 2 exons. The record is from RefSeq and is a predicted model, not a curated record. The coding region runs from base 9 to 974 and encodes 321 amino acids. NCBI's taxonomy places the organism in Eukaryota, Metazoa, Chordata, Actinopteri, Gobiiformes, Gobiidae.
CAGUGAGCAUGGUGAUGCUGGAUGAGCUCAAAUCUGAAAUAAGCCAGGCACCAUUCAUAGCCAUUAUGUUUGAUAAAGCUACAGAUUUGUCUAAUUCUGCUAAACUAUCUGCAGUGCUUCGAUAUGUUUCUAAAGAAGGACAUUUGAAUGAACGUUUUGUUGGCUUUGUAAAUGGGACUGAGGUUACAGACUUGUAUGAGCACCUCUAUACAUUUGUUGAACAGUUUGAUUGUGGAGCUAAACUUGUUGCACAGACUUACGAUGGAGCUGCAGUUAUGCCAGAAGUGAAGAGAGUCAAAGAACACCUAGAGCUCAAAAAAGCAGAGUACCAUGAAGGCUAUGCUGCGUUUGCCACAGUGACAAACUCUGAAGAAAGCCCAGCUAAGAGGGCCAGGCUUUCUGUCCACAAUGAAGAGGACUUUCAGAAGCUGUACACCGAAAUCUUUGCCACAGUUUUGCUUCAACUUGAAACAAGAUUUGGAUCCCUGGGUAAACUGAAAUUCCUAGAACUACUGAAUGUGGCUAAAUAUUCUAAGUACAUAAACAACUUUCCUGAAACUUCUUUAGCUUUCCUGAAGGAAACAUAUGGACAGUUCUUUGACCUUGUUCUUCUUCGUUCUGAGCUUAUAGUUUUGUACUCGUCAUCCAACAUGGCCAAGAAGAAUGUUGCUGAGCUAAUGACUUACAUAAUUGACAACGGGAUCCAAGAGGCCAUGAAAGAAGUUUAUAAACUUUGCAGCCUUUUUCUGACCAUCCCAUCUAUAACUGUGGCAGGAGAUAGGACAUCUUCUGUGCUGAAAAGAAUCAAAACUUUCAUUUUCACUGCUGUGGCUCAAGAGCAUAUGUCAGCACUGGGUUUAUUGGCAAUAGAAGGAGACCUGGUAACACAACUCAAGUCUGAGAGUACCUUCUACGAUAAAGUGACUGAGCAUUAUGUGAAGAAAAAACACUGCAAUGACUUAGUGUACAAGUAACACAGAGUUCAUGUUGAGACCAAAUGUAAGAACACUGUUCAAAAUCUCUAACUUGUUAGCAUUAAAAUGUGUUCACGUAAUUGUUUUCUACUUCAGUUGCAUAAUAAGGUUUGCUUUAAUUCA